Molecule: messenger RNA, 255 nt
Organism: Haemonchus placei
Lineage: Eukaryota; Metazoa; Nematoda; Chromadorea; Rhabditida; Trichostrongylidae
Source: the annotation of a GenBank genome assembly
AUGAGAGCAAGAGAACCCGGAAUAGAAUGGAAUGAAGGUCUCCUCGAAAUAGAUAAUGACGAUUGCAACGAUGUCGAUGGUUGUGUUCAAGUGCCCGAAGACAUGUUCUGUGACUCCGACAUUGUUAGGGAAAUAUUCAGAACUGCGCUACAUCCAAGCAAUACAUCUGAACUUUGCGAGAGGGCUAUACUAGCACCGAAAAAUGUGCAUGUGCAGAGCCUCAAUGACGUAACUCUAGACGCCUUAAAGAUGUAA